Carcharodon carcharias (great white shark) is the source of this 2930-nucleotide messenger RNA. It is a transcript of the gene pisd, whose product is annotated as phosphatidylserine decarboxylase. Gene Ontology annotation, molecular function: phosphatidylserine decarboxylase activity. The coding region runs from base 290 to 1423 and encodes 377 amino acids. The record is from RefSeq and is a predicted model, not a curated record. Gene Ontology annotation, biological process: phosphatidylethanolamine biosynthetic process. Gene Ontology annotation, cellular component: mitochondrion. The transcript is spliced from 8 exons. NCBI's taxonomy places the organism in Eukaryota, Metazoa, Chordata, Chondrichthyes, Lamniformes, Lamnidae.
AGGACGCAACCAAAUGUGAUGACAGGCAGUCAGCAAUCUUUCGACCUCAGGACCAAUGGGGUUUGCUGUCUUCCAUCUGGAAACCCACUGUUUAAAGUUACGAUUGGUCAGGACAAGGUGCUGGAUCCGAGCCGCAUUCCCCUUUUACAUCCGGGCCGUUUGCUGGUGAUAGGUGGAAGUGGAGGCAGGCCGCACUUCCGGUGACGAGGAGCACGCUAUUGACGUCACUGCCGGUCCCCCUCCCCCCACCCCGCCCUCCCGGGAAUUUCCAGGCUCUAAUCCCUGGGUCAUGUGUCAAUCAAACCAGCAGCAGCAGCAGCAGCCGGCGGCGGUGAAGGGAGGGAAAUGGUUGCAUUUCCCCCAGUUGGCUUUGCGACGCAGGUUAGGCCAGCUGAGCUGUAUGUCCAAGCCUGCACUCAAGCUCCGUUCCUGGCCUCUGUCUUUUCUCUAUUUCUUCCUGCCAUUUAGUGUCCUUAAGCCUCUUACUAAAGUAGGAUGGCGGCCAACAAGCAGGGUUGGCUUGUAUAAAACUAUUCCCACCCGACUGCUGUCUCGUGCAUGGGGUCGCCUGAAUCAGGUGGAGCUGCCCACCUGGAUGCGGAAGCCAGUCUAUAAUUUGUACAUAUGGACGUUUGGAGUUAAUAUGAAGGAAGCAGCAGUGGAAGAUUUGCAGCAUUACCGAAAUCUCAGUGAAUUCUUUCGCAGAAAGCUAAAGCCACAGGCACGUCCUGUCAGCGACUCUCAUUGUGUGAUCAGUCCUUCUGAUGGAAAGAUCUUACAUUUUGGGAGAGUGAAGAACUGUGAGGUGGAGCAAGUGAAGGGUGUGACUUACUCACUGGAGACUUUCCUGGGCCCACAGACCUGGUCAGAGCACCUUGAGAUCAGCAACAAUAAAAGUGAGACAACUUUCCAGGACCACCUGGUGACAAGGGAGGGCAAUGACCUAUAUCACUGUGUUAUUUAUUUGGCACCUGGAGAUUAUCACUGUUUUCAUUCACCAGCUGAUUGGAGAGUUGCACACAGGCGCCAUUUUCCAGGCUCCCUUAUGUCGGUUAAUCCUGGUGUAGCACGUUGGAUUAAGGAGCUCUUCUGUCACAAUGAGCGUGUUGUCCUAGCUGGAGAAUGGACACACGGCUUCUUCUCACUCACUGCAGUCGGUGCCACAAAUGUUGGAUCUAUUCGCAUUUACUUUGACAAUGACCUGCACACCAACAGUCCCCGCUACAUGAAGGGUUCUUACAAUGACUUCAGCUUUGUUACAAACAACAACAAAGAAGGGAUUACCAUGCGAAAGGGCGAGCACCUGGGCGAGUUCAACUUGGGCUCCACCAUUGUUCUCAUCUUCGAGGCACCAAAAGACUUCACCUUUAACCUUAAACCUGGACAGAAGAUCAGGUUUGGCGAGGCCCUGGGGUCCAUCUAAUAGAAUUAUCAUCGAUGGCAUCUCAAAUUGGAUGGGAGCAACGAGGAGUGAGUUUGGACUAAGGAAUAGUGAAAAAUGGCCAUUACUGAAUGUGGUUUUAAUUCUUGUUGCUGCUCCUCCUCUCGUCAUUACUGCAGAAGCAUCUCCCAUUGCCUCCAUAUAAGGGACCAGCUCUACCACUACUGGCACUAUGGAUUCUCUUGAAAGAUGUACUGACCUGACUCAGUUGCUCCUUUAUAAAGGAAGCUGAUGGGAGGAUAGGACUUUCAGAGCAUGUGCAGUGCCAUACCCUCUCCAUGCAAAGGGAGAACCUGGCAGGUCACCAGGGUUAACAGGACUUUGAAAGAUGGGCUGAAUUUGAGAGCCCUGGUCUAAAUGGGAGUGGCAGGGGAUUCCGAUAAACUUUUGCAGGAGCUGGUGAUGCUUGAAUAUUUGCUGAGUAGCUCCAUGCAGGUGAACCAGUGGGUCAUUCUAACUUUUAGUUAAUGCAGUAUUUUUAUAUACUAAAAAAAAAAAAUCAAUGCAGUUUCUCAUCAAAUUACAUUUCAGAGAAAAUAAAUUUAAUGACUAUACCAAAACUUACUGCAGCUGAUUGCUGAUUUUUGGUUAAUGUGGGUGUGUUUUUCUAGAAUCAAGGGGUGAAAUGCUAAAACUUGGCUGUUCCGUUUUGGUUUAAGCUUUAACUCAGACAUUGAUUCUCUUCAGCUGUUUUAGUGAACAAGUGAGGGAAAGGGAAAUAAAGUUUGGUGCAAGAUGUAAAAACAGGUCACCUGAUAUUGUAUAGAAGUGGAUACUGAAUGGGUUUUGACAACAUCUAAAUGAUGCAAACGAGUUUAUAUUUUUUACAAGUUCACUGUUGAUUCUGUAAUUAUGUCUAUGCAAUGGAAAAGUCUAAGGAACCUUAUUUCCUACACUGUCCAUUACUUGAUACAUAUCAUGUACAAGAGCCAUGAGGGGGGUAACUGGAGAGGUGGUUGGUGGUCACACAGACAAAUGCUUAUUUUGUUGAUAAUUUAUUCAAGCACUUUGUUCCACAGCAACGCACUACCAAGCUCACAGUUGAUGAGCAGCGGCCACUGGUUCACGAUGCCUGUUGGGUUCUGUGACUUUCUCUUCACCCACCAUGUGUUCUGAGGAUCUCUGUCCAUUUAUCUGUUAAAGUCCUAAAGCAGUAGCCAUAACAAACUCUGAAAUCUCUUUUUGGAACCUGAGACCACUUUCCUGAUUUUCUUUCACAGAUUAUGUGUGUGUGUGUCUGUGUGUGAAAGAGAGAGAGAGAGAAAGGAGGUAUCACUUAUCUGCAGCAUUAUGACGAGGAACAAGGUUUUUAAUUUAAUUGUGCCAGUCAGUCAUAUUUUUGUGAUCUGUUUCUUUUGUGUGGUUGCAUCAAGAGUACCUGGUUCAAAGUGUUUAUUAUUCACUGCAGUUUGAUUUUCAUGUGGAGCAGUGAAAGCUGCCACAGUGGCCAAUGAAAAAAAUAAAAUAAAAUUCUAGUAUUUCACAAGAA